This is a messenger RNA of Neocloeon triangulifer, 13208 nucleotides long. RefSeq names its product ankyrin-3. The transcript has 35 exons. The record is from RefSeq and is a predicted model, not a curated record. Bases 204 to 11579 code for a protein of 3791 amino acids. Gene Ontology annotation, molecular function: protein binding. NCBI's taxonomy places the organism in Eukaryota, Metazoa, Arthropoda, Insecta, Ephemeroptera, Baetidae. Gene Ontology annotation, biological process: signal transduction.
AUUGGAUUUUCGGCUCCGUUCUCAGCAGUUUAGCGAGUUGACAGGAGCGAAAUUCGCGGCGGCGGCACACCCCCGUCCGAAUUAAUUUUUUCUCGGUAAUUUCGCGAAUUAUGUGAGUGGUCUGGUGUGUUGCGUGGCCGCAGUCGAUCGUCCGAAUCCUCACACCUGCACACCCGCCGACGGAGAAAAAGAAAAGCCAAAUAAUGCCGGUCGACGAGGAGGAGUCCAUCGUCGACGCCGUCCUCAAGGUCCAACUGGGCUCGAACGGUGGCGUCGAACCGGUGCCGGCGCCGCGGGUCAACGGCAACUCGAAGCUCGACGAAAGGGAUGAAGAAGACGAAGAGAAGAACGCCGAGAAUGAGAGGCAGCUGCAGCAGCAACAGACGGAUGGAAACACCGCUUUCCUCCGUGCAGCCCGAGCGGGCAAUCUGGACAAGGUGUUGGAAUACCUCAAAUCGAACAUCGACAUCAACACCUCCAACGCAAAUGGACUGAAUGCCCUCCACCUUGCCUCCAAGGACGGCCACGUACAUGUGGUGACUGAACUAUUGAGCCGAGGAGCCACCGUGGAUGCAGCCACCAAGAAGGGAAACACGGCCCUUCACAUCGCCUCCCUCGCCGGCCAGGAGGAGGUGGUGAAAAUUCUGGUGCACCACGGGGCCUCUGUCAAUGUUCAGAGCCAAAAUGGAUUCACCCCUUUGUACAUGGCAGCCCAGGAGAACCACGACAACGUCGUCAAAUUCCUACUUGCCAACAGUGCGAACCAGAGUCUCGCAACAGAGGAUGGAUUCACGCCGUUGGCAGUGGCAAUGCAGCAGGGCCAUGACAAGGUGGUGGCCGUCCUACUCGAAAACGACACCAGGGGCAAGGUGCGCCUGCCCGCCCUGCACAUUGCCGCCAAGAAGGACGACUGCAAGGCAGCCGCCCUUCUGCUGCAAAACGACCACAACCCUGACGUCACCUCCAAGAGCGGCUUCACGCCCCUCCACAUCGCCGCCCACUACGGCAACGAGAGCAUCGCCAAUCUGCUCCUCCAAAGGAACGCUGACGUCAACUACUCGGCCAAGCACAACAUCACGCCUCUGCACGUGGCGGCCAAGUGGGGCAAAACCAAUAUGGUGUCCCUGCUGAUCGAAAAGGGCGCCAACAUCGAAGCCAAAACCAGGGACGGACUGACGCCCCUGCACUGCGCAGCCAGGUCUGGACACGAACAAGUGGUUGAUAUGCUGCUUGAAAGAUCUGCGCCCAUUAGUGCCAAAACGAAGAAUGGAUUGGCGCCCCUGCACAUGGCCUCCCAAGGAGACCAUGUGGAUGCCGCCCGCAUCCUCCUUUAUCACAAAGCGCCCGUCGACGAGGUGACCGUCGACUACUUGACGGCGCUGCAUGUGGCCGCCCACUGCGGUCACGUCAGGGUGGCCAAACUGCUGCUGGACCGCAAGGCAGACCCCAACGCAAGGGCCCUCAACGGAUUCACACCCUUGCACAUUGCCUGCAAGAAGAAUCGCAUCAAGGUGGUCGAGCUGCUGCUGAAGCACGGCGCCUCCAUCGAAGCCACCACAGAGUCUGGCCUCACUCCACUGCACGUGGCCAGCUUCAUGGGCUGCAUGAACAUCGUCAUUUACCUGAUUCAGCAUGAAGCCAACCCUGAUGUGCCCACCGUCAGGGGUGAAACUCCCCUUCACCUGGCAGCCAGGGCCAACCAAACCGACAUUAUUAGAAUUCUCCUCCGCAACGGAGCUCAAGUUGACGCUCGAGCAAGGGAACAACAAACGCCCCUGCACAUCGCGUCGCGCCUGGGAAAUGUAGACAUUGUGAUGCUUUUGCUUCAGCACGGUGCUGCUGUCGACGCCACCACCAAGGACAUGUACACAGCGCUUCACAUUGCCGCCAAGGAGGGCCAGGAGGAGGUCGCAUCCGUCCUUUUGGAAAACGGCGCCUCCCUGACCUCCACCACCAAGAAGGGUUUCACGCCGCUGCACCUGGCAGCAAAGUACGGCAACAUGAAGGUCGCCAAGCUGCUGCUCCAACGAGACGCGCCGGUCGAUGCCCAGGGAAAGAACGGAGUGACGCCGCUGCACGUCGCCAGCCACUACGACCACCAGAACGUGGCGCUGCUGCUGCUGGACAAGGGCGCCUCCCCGCACGCCACCGCCAAGAACGGACACACGCCUCUGCACAUUGCCGCCCGCAAGAACCAGAUGGACAUCGCCACCACCCUGCUCGAGUACGGCGCCAAAGCCAACUCCGAGUCCAAGGCUGGCUUCACUCCCCUCCACCUGAGCUCGCAGGAAGGACACACGGACAUGUCCACCCUUCUCAUCGAGCACCAGGCUGAUCCCAACCACAAGUCAAAGAACGGCCUGGCUCCUCUACAUUUGUGCGCCCAGGAAGACCGAGUCAACGUGGCUGCAAUUCUGGCCAAGAACGAAGCCGAGGUGGACGCCAAGACCAAGGCGGGCUACACACCUUUGCACGUUGCCAGUCACUUUGGCCAGCUGAACAUGGUGCGAUUCCUGCUGCAGCACGGAGUCGACGUCAACAGCAGCACCUCGGCAGGCUACACGCCGCUGCACCAGGCCGCCCAACAGGGCCACACGCUCAUCAUCAACCUGCUGCUCGAGCACAAGGCAACUCCCAACGCAGUCACCAAUCAAGGGCAGACGGCUUUGUGCAUUGCCCAGAAAUUGGGCUACAUUAGUGUUGUAGAGACCCUGAAGGUGGUCACCGAAACGACCAUCACCACAACGACCACCACCAUUGUCGAGGAGAAGUACCGAGUUAUGGCUCCGGAGACAAUGCAAGAAACAUUCAUGUCCGACUCUGAGGACGAGGGCGGUGAUGAUGUUAUGGAGUCGACCGUGUACGGAAAACCGACUCACGCUCAGCACGUCUACCUGCCCUAUUACGAGGGGCAAAUGCUGCUCUCCUGUGAGGACACCGUGUUGGGCGACCAGCCUUACAGAUACCUUACUGUCGACGAGAUGAAGAGCCUCGGCGACGACUCGCUGCCCAUCGACGUCACCAGAGACGAGAGAGCCGACAACCGAGACUCCAUUGUCUCUUUCGCAGCUCCAGUGACCGUCCACGAUGACUCACUCAGCCCAACUCACAAGGAGCACUACUCGGCGGUCAACUACGCGCCGGACAAUGUGGACAUUGCCAAGCACCCUGUCAGCGUGGGGAAACUGCACUGGAAAACGUUCCUGGUGAGCUUCAUGGUGGACGCUCGCGGCGGCGCCAUGCGCGGCUGCAGACACUCAGGCGUCCGUGUGAUUGUGCCUCCCCGAAAGGCCGCCAUGCCCAUGAGGGUGACCUGCAGGUACCUCAAGAAGGACAAACUCACUCACCCUCCACCCCUGAUGGAGGGCGAGGCGCUGUCCAGCAGGAUCCUGGAACUUGGUCCCGUUGGCGCGAAAUUCCUUGGCCCUGUGAUCAUCGAGGUUCCACAUUUUGGAUCCUUGAGAGGCAAGGAAAGGGAGAUUGUCAUCUUGAGGUCAGACAAUGGCGAAACCUGGCGUGAGCACACCCUGGAGGCCAGUGAAGAGGCGAUCCAGGAGGUUUUGCAAGAGAGCUUUGAUGGAGAAGAUUUGACCCAGCUGGAGGACAUGAACACGAACCGAAUCACUCGCAUCCUGACCACCGAGUUCCCGCAGUACUUUGCGAUCGUUUCGCGGGUGCGCCAGGAGGUGCAUGCCAUCGGCCCUGAAGGUGGCAUGGUCUCCUCGAGCGUGGUGCCGCAGGUGCAGGCCGUCUUCCCGCAGGGCGCCCUCACCAAGAAGAUCAAAGUCGGCUUGCAGGCCCAGCCGAUUGCGGCCGAACUGGUGGCCAAGAUGCUGGGCAACCGCGUGGCCGUGUCGCCGAUCGUGACCGUGGAGCCGCGGCGCCGCAAGUUCCACAAACCCAUCACGCUGACCAUCCCGGUGCCCCAGGCGGCCAACAAGGGCAUGAUCAACCAGUACUCGGGCGAGGCGCCCACCCUCCGACUCCUCUGCAGCAUCACAGGUGGGACGACGCGGGCGCAGUGGGAGGACGUCACGGGCUCGACGCCGCUCACGUUUGUCAACGACUGCGUCUCCUUCACCACCACCGUGUCGGCCAGGUUCUGGCUCAUGGACUGCCGCAACAUCAGCGAGGCGACGCGAAUGGCCACCGAACUCUACAAGGAGGCCAUCCACGUCCCCUUCAUGGCAAAGUUUGUCGUGUUCGCAAAACGCGUGGACCUUCUCGAGGCCCGUCUGCGCAUUUUCUGCAUGACAGACGACAAAGAGGACAAGACUUUGGAGCACCAGGAGCACUUCAGCGAGAUGGCCAAGAGCCGCGACGUGGAGGUGCUCGAGGGCAAGACCCAGUGGGUCGAGUUCAACGGCAAUUUGGUGCCGGUGACCAAGUCCGGGGAGCAGCUGCAGCUCGGCUUCCACGCCUUCAAGGAGAACAGACUGCCGUUCACGGUGCGGGUCAAGGACCCGCACGCGGACACCGUCGGCCGCAUCCUCUUCAUGCGCGAGCCCAAAGUGCCCAAGGGCGAGCAGCAGCAGACGCCCAUCUGCGUGCUCAACAUCGUCCUGCCCGACAACUUUGCGCCCCACGAGGCUGACCUCAUCGAGAAAAAGUUCACCCUCACUAGAGAAACAUUCACCCACUCGGAAUCAAUCCACCGAGCAGACCUGCGUCUGUCGGACAUUUGCAACCUGCUGGGUCGAGAUUGGGUGCCGCUGGCCAACGAGCUGGGCGUCCAACAGUCCGAGAUCAGCCUGAUCCAGGCCGAGUACCCCGAAAGCGUUCCGCAGCAGGGCAUGGUGAUGUUGCGCCUGUGGAUGCAGAACAACAGCAACCGCGCCACUGGCAACACCCUUGAAAAGGCCCUCAACAAAAUUGGCAGACAAGACAUUGUGCAGCAGUGCAUGUUCAACGUGGAGCUUGUCACUGAUGAGAUGGAAAGGGCAGUUGCCAAAGUGCAGCUGGACCAGUCCGGAUUCGACAACCUCAAAGAAGAGCUCGGCCCCUCGAGAGACACUUCGAUGAGGAGAAAUGUCAGCCUGGACGCCUCGUACGACGAGCAGGACCUGAUGAGAGAUUCCGAGUCAGUAGAGGAGCUGAAUGCGUCCGAAACGAUAGUGACGGUCAAGGAAGACAAGCGGCCAAAAGAUGAUUUGAUCGAGAAAAUCGUGGAAAAACACGACGUUAACGAGACCAAGUACGUGGCCGAGGAGAAGGACUACGUCGAGGAGGCCGAGAGCCGCUCCCAACAGCAGGCCGACGACCACCUGCGCCAAGAGAUCUCGGACGAGUUUGUCCGAAUCGAUAAGUUGAAUCAGAGCGAAGAGGUUUCGCGAGUUUCAAAGACGCCACCCCCAAGCCCAGCAGAGUUCAAAGAAGAAACAGUUUCAUCGACUCCGAAGCUCGGCCAACAAGAUUUCCCUGAACGGGAAACCCGAGUGGUUCGACAGGAGCACUCCGAGUACACCUCGCCGGACGGCACACAUACAGUCACGCACACCACCAUCACUACAUCCGUCACGCAAGGAGCUGAACCUUCUGCAUCAGAAGCUGCUCUGUUUGCCGAGACCGAGACGUGGCGCUCGGAGACGCUGACCGACGUGACCACCCCAGCACAAGAUGCUGGAGUUGAAGGAAACAGUUCCGUACAAGAACAUAAAAGCAUACCCGGAGAAAAGAAGUCAAAGAGCGGCAUAGUAAACCCUACCCAAAUUUCCUACCAAGGGCAGAGAAUCGAGCUGCCAAAGUCAGUAAAGGCACAUGAUUCAGUUAAAACGAAGAGUACAGAAGAAGAAAUUCCCAGUUACGUAGACAGAAAACAAUUUUGGGAAAAUGUUACUGGCACGACGAAGUCACUAAUUGGUCCAAAACAAUAUCAAAAGGGAAAGCUUAUUAGUGAGGAAGAGAGCAAAAAGGAAAUGGAGAUAAGGAAAGAAGCUGAAGAAAGCUGUGUAAAAACAAGACAAAAGACCCAAAGAAUUGAAAAGGACAUUAUGAAAGAAUUUUCUGAUGAUUUUCUUCGCCAGCAAGAAGAGAGUUCACCCGAGCACAAAAUUCUAGGAACAAAGCAGAAGUUUAAUGGAAAACUAACAGAAGAGUCAAUUGUAUCAAGACAAAUUCACACUGAAAUUUUUACUACAGAAAUUUCAGAAAACAUUGAAAGCCUUAUACCAGAGGACAAACCAAUUUCCCCUUUACAAGCCAUUGAGGACGUCAACGAACCGAUGCCAGAUCCAGCAUUUGCUACUGUCAAAGAAAAAAUUGGAGAAUUCGAAAAGAAGCUCUCUCCAGACUCGAAGCCACUUUUCCCUGCAGAACAAGAAUACCAGCCACCAAUAAAGCAGUCUAGUGAACAUCAAGCCAAAAUUUGUGCGGAAAGCCUUAUUUCAGAUAUAGAGGAUACAAUCAAGAAAAGCCCUAUCGUCAACAUCAGCACUGACGAAAUAUUUAGGAGCUUUCAAACUAAUCAAGAAAUUGAAGAUAAACAGAUAACAUCUGCUUCAAAAAACAUCGUGACUGAGGCAGAUGGCAACCUAGAUAAAAAAUUGGAAACUUUUAAAAAAUCAGAGAAAAUUGACCACGUUCAUGAAAUUCAACACACUGACUCCAGUUCAAAGGUCAAAUCUGCUACACACAAGCUUGAAACAGAUAUUUUGAGUAAAGCAUCCACAGGCAUGGCGAUAUAUCAAGAAGCUGUGGUUCAAUCUACAAAAAAAAGUGACGAAAUUGAAACGCAGGUCUUGGAGCAAUCAAAAACUAGUGAGAAAUCACAAAUACAUUUUAAUAUCGAUGGAGAGCAUACGUUGAUGAAGGAUGAUGCAACAAUAAGUGAAGUUGCCACCAAAGCAACAGCCAGCAUUCCUGCUCAGUUUACAACAGAAAUCAGUACAAGCACAUCCCCAGACGAAAGUGUAGCAAUUAAAAGAAGAGAUAACGAAUUGAACAAGAUUGAUAACGAUAAAGCAGAGCAUGUCAGAGCAGAAAAACAAGAUGCAAUCCAUGAGCAUGUAAAAGAUAUAAGCGAGAGAGUAAAAAGUGGAAGCUCAUUGACUAAAUUGGAGUUUUCAUCUGAAUCAGAAUGUAUGAUGAGAAUAACGGAAAAAGCUACUCAAAGCAGUAAAGAUAAAAAAGAAGACAUGAAAAUGUCAGUUGCCAAAACUGAGUCUGGUAAAAGGGAUGAAUUAUCCACUCUCUCUGAAACACUGACGCUGGCUAUGGAUUCAGAUGUGUCAUUAAAUAGAUUAAAUCAAUUGAGCAAAGAAGAGGUCAAAGAAAUAAAAAAAUCCGAAAUGGUUUCGUAUGAAACAACUAUAGAAACUUCUGGAACUUCAAAAUUGAUGUCGGAGGAAGAUACAUCACAAAAACUAGUGCAGCAAAGAAAUGAAAUGGCAGUAUUUGGAAAAGAAAUUUUUGAAUCUGAAACGGUAUCGUUCAAAAGUGAAAUACUGACGAAAGUUUCUGAAAAAUCCAAUUUUGACCAAACGGAUCAAACAUCUCAAAUUAGCAAUACACAAGAGGAUAAGGAGCUAGUGAGGGAAGUGAUUUCCAAAGACGUUCAGCAUGCAUAUAAAGAGGAAAAGUCCGUCAGAGCCGAGGAGGCCAACAAAGGCCAAAUUAUCAUCGAUAAAGUAACCAAAGAUUCAGUAAUGGAAAGGGAUACAGACAUGGAAGUAUUAGAACGUAUUGUUCAAUCACCCUUGCAAUCUGAAAUACCGCUGACCGUUACAAGUGCUUUUAAAAUAACUGAAAAAUCGUCUUCGCACGAGGUUACGAUUCCAAAAGCAAAAACUGCUGAGAUUGAGGUAGAAAAGGCCAUUGCAGAGGUUAGAGAAUCACUCGGUGCUGCUCAAGAGAGUCUGAUUGAAAGUCAGUUUAAAUCAUCUACCGAGGAAAAGAAAAGGUCGCCAUCAGAGUUUGAAUUCAAAGUGUGCCAAUUCGAGAAAAAUGAAAUCGCAGAAAGUAAAUCAUCUGAUGAUGAAAAAAACAUCUUUAGUGGACAGGAGGAAACGAGCUCCACUCAAGAGAAUAAGAAACCCGACCGUUCUUCAAGCUCUGGAGAAAGCUUCAAACACGAUGAAAAUUUCAAAAGUAGGCCUUGCUCAUCUGAUGUUGAAGGCCUAAUUGUGGGUGCCGCUACUUCUUCCGAAUAUGAAUCUGCCCUCACAUCACAGGAUACCUCACAGAGAUCUGCUACGUCUCAGGAAUACAUAACCGCUGUCAGUUCGAUCAGCAGUAAUAAAUCAUAUAGUUCUGAAAGUUCUGGGCAGCAAAUUGAAGUUCACAGUGAUGCAUCAGAAACUCUAGUUCCAUCUGCCAUGGAGUUGGAAACUGAUUUGGAAGACAAUUUGCCUAAUGAAGAUUUAGAUCUUGGGCACGACAAUGAUUUACAGCGCCCUCUUGGGUCUGCAUACCAAGUUCUUCAUGAAACAAAAUCAUCAGAGUCUGAUGACUCGUACAUUGAAGAUUUUAAAGAUUCACCCGUUAAAGAAAAAAGAGCGUCCGACCAGUCAAGAAUGAAACGAUCACUAGAAAUGACAUUCCACCCCGAGCCAAAAACGAUUCUCACGGAUAGUCCGGUAUCUGAGAUUACAACAACUGAAGAAAAAGAACGUCUUUUCUCAAGCAUAGAUGAUACUGUUAGCAUAAUAAGUACGAGUGUUUCCAGCGCCUCUGAAUUAGAUCAGAGGACAGUGAUGGAAAAUCUUGCAUCACAAACCAUUUCGCAGCAAUUUACUGACAUGGCCAGCAGCAUUGAGAGACUAGAUGAUUUAUCAUCCCUGAAUUCUUCUUACGGAAUAUCUCCGCCGAGGCAGGAAAACACAUUUGAAAACAAACAGCCACCACAAGAGUGCGAAAAGUAUACUGAAACUACAGCUGUGUCUUCGAGUGAGAAAGAUGUUUCUUGCUCUGUAACAAUAAUGUCAAGUUCGUCAGUUGAGAAAUGUGUGGCAACUCAAAUAACUUCAAUUCAAGAUCAUACAGGAUCAAAAAUCAAUGACCAACCAGAGUUCUUAAAGGAGGAGGAGAUUUUAGAUCAAAAAAUAAAUUUCCAAAAGGAGCAAAAAGAUGAUGAUGAGAAGGACAUUGACGAAGCAGAUGUUGAGCUUGAAAUUCCGGCAGAUGAAGAAGGAUACGAGCUGAGAGAAGAUGAAGUGCUUGAAGAGCACAAGAAUUUUUCGCAAACUCUUAUUGACGGUGUUAAAAAUAUAGUUGAAAGACCCAAAACUCCUGAGCCUGAUGCAGACAAGUUCCACGUGAAAGAGAAAAACUUUGAAGCAAGAAAAACCCCUCCCGAAGUGCCACACUUUCCUUCGCAAGGCAUUUCUUCCACAUGUUUACCACCAACAAUCCUCGAGGACGAUGACGCAGAGAAAAAGAUUGAGGCGAUGAAUAACGUCAAAAUAGUAGAAUUCACUGAAGUGGCUGAUAUUCCGGAUAUUACUGUAACACAGCACCAAACACCUGUAGCUAAAAAGAAAUUCGAAUAUCCAGAAUCAGCUUCAGAUGAAUCCGUUCUCUCCAGUAGCAAUAAAAAAGAAAUUAGGGUAGAGAAAAAUUUUACGGAGAAUCAAAGUACUACUGAGGCGUCAGACAUUUCCCCUGAUGAGGAGGCUGUUAUUUUGACGAAAGAUGAUAUAAUUUCUGACAUCUCGCUAGCAAAAGAGAGCAAGAACGACCAAGCCGAUAAAUCACCUGAAUCGGAUGGAACUGACUCGUUCGAAUUGUUGGAAAAAGCAGAAGGUGAAAAGGAACCAGAAAAGAAACAGUCAGACGAAGAAGAUGAAUUUCUUAUAAUUGAAGAGCUUGCUGAUGAGGCUGACGAAAGUGCUUGUAUUGCAUCUAUUCCCCAAGCCAUUCCACGAGAAUCAAAAAUCCCUAUACCUAGAAGGAAGUCAACAAAGCAAGACGAUGAUCUGCUUGUAUCUUCUCCACCACCAACAAGCACUCGAUUAACGGAAAUUAAAUUUUAUCCGGAUGACGAGAAAUGUGACAUGCCAUUCCAACUUGAAGGAACCAGUUUCCAACCUCAAAACGUAGAAACGUAUAAAAAGGACGUGGAAGAGGGUAAAAAAUGGAUAGAGCAACAGUUCAAGGGUGAAUAUGAAGACUUUGAGCAGCGAGGUAGGCUAGAAGACAUUGAGGAAAAGGAAGAGACUGAGCAAAGUCAUGCGAGCAGCAAAGUUGGAAGCAUGGGAAGUUACAAAGAUUCUUUCAGUAGUACACCAGAAUAUGACGUAUUGGCUGGAAAAAGAUAUUUCUCGAAGAGCAGCGAACAUGACGAUGUCUCUAUGGGAUCGUUGCAGGAAUUUGAAAAACUUGAGAGAGAGAUUGCUCUGCGGCAGUCUUCAGGUUCGCAAGACUCUAUCAAUGGGGGCAGCUUUCAGCGACGGUACUUGGGCAGUAGAACUGGCCAAGGGGAUGAUAUGUCAGUCUCAUCCUUAAAAGAGUUUGAGCGGCUAGAAAUAGCUUGCAUCCAAGCUGAAACAAUUGAAAUCAAGGCUAAAGAGGAAGAAGCAAUGCUUUCAGAAAUUGACGAAGGUCACGAAAGUCAAGUGUCCGAAUCUGAAAGUUGCGAAACAAUUUCUGAAGCUGGAAAAGAGUCUGAUUCAGAUGAUUAUGAAAACAGGAUGUUUGAAAUUGAUGAGAUUAUAAAGCAAGCUCAGUUUAACGUUGAGUCAUUUGAGUCUAAAAAGGGUGAAGCCCAUGGAAAGGGUACAAAGAAGGAACAAAUUCCAUCUGCGAAGCACGCCACAAUAUGCAAAGAAUAUGUUUUGCAGUACGAGUGUGAGAACCAGGAAGUGAAUCCAAUGACAAUGAGCACUGACAGCAUCGAGUCUCUGCAAGCCAAGGUGGAGCAAAAGAAGAUGUUAGUAUCUACUGAUUCUCUAGAACUGGACACACCCAAGAUUCCAAAAUCCCAAAGUGCAGAUUCCAUUGAAGAGGAAUUAAAAGGCGAAAAAUCCAAAAGCAGCAGCUCAGGUCGGAGAGAAGACAGCCAGGAGGCUGGGGUGAGUGAUUUGAUGCUCUGCAGCACUGACUCGCUGGAGCCGACCAGCUCGACGGCCACUCACGCUACGUACCAGUACGAAACGGACUCGGUGAUGUCAUCAUCUUUCACAAGCGGCGGCUCAGCCACAAUGGUGUCCAGCACGGAGAACGUCGACUUUGACGUCGGCCAACUAAGUGAAGAGCAGCUAACCGAGGCUUUUAAAGCUGGUGGAUUUGAAAAAGGAGAUGUGCCGGCUCAGUUUUUGCUCAAAAACAACGAAUCGUGGACCUACGUGACCGAAGUGAUCGAGGGCGACGGAGCCGGUCGCUCCCAGAUGAUCGAGAGCGUUCCAGAGCCCAUUGACCCUAGGCAAUACUCUGCUGAGGUCUCCCAUAUGACUUACAUUACCAGACACAUCUCCUCUCAAUCCUCGAAACCCUCGUCCUCUGAAACCUCAACCAUAACAACGAUUAGAACUGGACUAACUUCCGUUUCAGAAGGUGGAAAUCAGUCCGAAGGAGGCGUCACGGUUGAGGAAAUGCUUCGCGAUCCGACCAAACAAUCAGGGGUCGCAACCAAAGAGAACAAGUAGACAACUUUCAAGAACAGCCCACCAACGAAUCAAGAGAAAAUCAAUCUUCCUAAUACGACCAUUACCACCCCCCGAUUAGUCAGUCAGCCAAACACCGCUAAAAGCUAAAACACUGGAAUGAAAGCAACAACAUUUUUGGGAUCAAGUUUAGUAAUGCUAUACAAAAAUAAUAGCUCUGGAAUAAUAACGACGAGCGCUGAAAAACGCGUUUCUAUCAAAUGAAUCAAAUGUUUAUUGUACCAAGACGAAGAAAAUGAACUGUCACCACUUUUCUCCCUAAUGCGUCACACACACCGGAUACAAAUACUCCCCGUAAAAGAAAACAAAAAACGUGUCUAUGACAAAUUUUCGAUAAUGGAAAGAAAAAUCUUUGUGCAUUUUCAGCCAUUGCUAUAUCUCCUAAACCAAUUUCUUUGUAAAUUUUGAAUUUUAUCCAGACUGUGAGCACUUCAGCAAUGAAUUCCAAUUCGUUGAUAUUUUUCAUUGAGGAAAGUGGAAACGAAAUGUGUCUGUGCGUUUUGAAGCGCGUGUACCGGCGAUAUUAAGCUCAUUAAUAUCGCUUUCGAGUCACACGCGUCCCUUUUAAUUUUAUGAUUUGUAAAAUUAAUUUAGUUUCAAACCUGGCAACACAUUUUGUUCCAUAAUUUUUCCGCUCGUAAUAGUAAAUUUAAAUUUCGGCGCACCUCGCCUGCCAUGCAAAUGAGGGCCCUUGUUGGGCCCCCGCGUUUAGUGGACCCGAGUCCCGAUCGGCCGUGGGUCGGGACCCAAGUCCACGAAAAUUGUAAAUUAUUGCUCUAGUGUCUUGCUAUGCUAGCUGUAAGAUUAAGUCGGACGAAAGAAGAAAAGAAAAAAUUUAUGGAAAAAAAACAAAUAUUUCAAAUAUUUUACGAUGACACACACACUCACUCACUCACACACACACGCGUUCACCGAAUUUAAUCCUGGUUUCGGUAGGUUUAGUUUCCCGUUUUUUGUUUACUUCUUUUUUGAAUUUACUAUUGUUUAUCUGCUGUAAUGUAUCAUUAAGUACGAUUUCUGUAUAUGAUUAUUGAUAUGAGUAAUUAAUAAUAAUAUAUACAUGAUAUAUAUUUUAUUGCUUGCGGUCGGAGAAGCGAUAUCAAAAUGUGAGAUAAAGAUGUAUUUUUAUUGUUGUUCUUAUCUGCUGAUUUUAAUUAUUUACGUUGUAGGUAGUUGAAAAAAAAGCGAAAAAAUAUUGAAUAACAAGAAGUUAAUUUAAAAGAAAAUAUAUUUGAGAUUACGAGCCCUUGGCUAGAGUUGAAAGCACCGAGGGGCACGACGAUAUUUUAAUUUUUAAAUUGUAAGACGAGGAAUAUCGCUAUAUGAUGCUUAGAACGAUAAUAUUUGCGUGUAAAGAUAUUUCACUACACAUAGUGCUGCUUUGAAAGUAAAAAAAAAAACGAGAGAAAAUCUGCCACCGAGAUUUUUGUAACCGACCACUGAUUUUUGGGAUGAGCCACACAAUUCAGGGCCUCGGCUCAGCCCCAGACUUCAGUUGUGGGCACAUGAGAAAUAAAAAAAUUAAUAAAAAUGUACAUCUUGCGCGCAGUAUAAUUUUUGACUAUUCACCUAAAUCGAGAUAAAUGAUCAAAUAAAUUAUGGGUUAAAAUA